AUGCCUGUCGAGUCUGAGGUGUUGCCGCAACCCUCGCGGUUACCACCCGACGAUGCUCUGGAGGUCAUAUGGGGUUUUGUUCGUUACUUCCUCGUGUUUUUGGUCAUUGUUUUUGGCAUCAUUCCUGCUUUAUGUGGUACGGUAUUUCCGCCCUUUUCUGCCUUGUGGGAUGUAUUGUCUGCUGUAUCGCCUUACGCAUGGGGGUCGGUGGGAAUAGGAAUAGGCAUCGCUCUCUCUAUUUUGGGUGCCGCGUGGGGAAUAUUAACUACAGCAGCUUCUAUCAGUGGAGCAGCGAUUCGCGCUCCUGAAAUAAGAAGCAAGAAUCUUAUUUCAAUCAUCUUUUGUGAGGCUGUGGCUAUUUACGGUGUUAUCCUAUCUAUUAUUAUGAUGGGCAAACUGGAGGCAAACACCAGUGCAAUGGAUGAAACUGGAAAGUACACAUAUAAGGCCGCUGCGGCAGGAUUUACUCUUUUUGCCGCGGGUCUAGCUUUUGGAGUAGGGAACAUGUCUUGUGGCGUUGCAGUUGGAGUAGUUGGGAGUAGCUGUGCUAUUGCUGAUGCACACAGCAGCGCCCUAUUUGUGAAGGUUCUCGUGAUUGAGAUUUUUGCUUCUGCCCUUGGGAUUUUUGCCGUGAUUGUUGGGAUUUUGAUGUCCCAAAAGGCGAUGAUGGUUUAG
Molecule: messenger RNA, 675 nt
Organism: Trypanosoma cruzi
Lineage: Eukaryota; Euglenozoa; Kinetoplastea; Trypanosomatida; Trypanosomatidae
Product: V-type ATPase, C subunit, putative
Exons: 1
Coding region: 1-675 (224 amino acids)
Biological process (GO): proton transmembrane transport
Cellular component (GO): proton-transporting V-type ATPase, V0 domain
Molecular function (GO): proton-transporting ATPase activity, rotational mechanism
Source: RefSeq, a predicted model, not a curated record